This is a messenger RNA of Liolophura sinensis, 1981 nucleotides long. Its product is annotated as charged multivesicular body protein 2b-like. The record is from RefSeq and is a predicted model, not a curated record. The transcript is spliced from 8 exons. Bases 98 to 733 code for a protein of 211 amino acids. Gene Ontology annotation, biological process: vacuolar transport. NCBI's taxonomy places the organism in Eukaryota, Metazoa, Mollusca, Polyplacophora, Chitonida, Chitonidae.
GUUCCGGUUUGUCACGAUCAUAUGAGAAAUAGACACAACACUGACAUUUUCGCCAGGUGAAACCUCCAUUUAUUCCCGUGUCCCUGAAGCCCUUAAGAUGUCAGGUCUUUUUACGAAAAAGCCGACAGUUGAACAACAACUUCGACAAAAUGACCGAGUCAUGAAGAAAACACAAAGAGAUAUUAUCCGAGACAGGGGACAACUUGAAAAACAGGAAAAACAAUUAGAAAUGGAAAUAAAAAAAGCAGCCAAACAAGGAAAUAAACAGGCAGCUACAAUUUUAGCUAAACAGUUGGUGGCAUUGCGAAAACAGAAGACAAGAACAUAUGCAGCUGGAGCCAGAAUACAGGGUAUCAGUAGUCAACAAAAGCUGAUGCAUUCCAAUAUGAAGAUGGCCAAUGCCAUGGGAACUACAACAAAGACAAUGACUCAGAUGAACAAGGUGAUGGAUCCUCAGAAGACUAUGCAGAUGAUGAAAGAAUUUGAAAGGGAAAAUGCAAAAAUGGAAAUGACGGAGGAAAUGAUGAAUGACACACUAGAGGAUGCUUUUGCGGAGUCAGGGGAUGAGGAAGAACAAGACGCCAUUGUAUCUCAGGUUCUGGAUGAAAUUGGAAUUGAAAUCUCCGGAAAGUUGGCCGAUGCUCCAUCAGCACACAGUGGCAAACUCGAGUCCAAAUCUGGUGUUACAGAUGAUGAGAUAGAGAAACAGUUGGCAGCUCUCAAGGAUUUGUAGUCCAGCUUUUUACGAGUCAUGUUCAUAAAAACAAAUAAUGUUGUUGUUGUUCUUUUACAUAUUGCAUGUAUAUAUAUAUAUAUAUAUAUAAAUGGUUAAAGUGUAUAGAGAUAAAAAUUGAAAACUGAAAUUGUAACCAGCCAUGAGUGCUACAAUUAUAUCGAAGUAUUAGAUUAGUUUUCGUUAAUGCUUAUUUUACCUGAAUCAGGUAGCAGCAAAAGCCCUCCAUUUUCUGAACUCUCAAAAGCACCGUUGAAACUACUGCCUUCAGACCUUGUAAUUACUAGUACUUGAAAUAAUUUAUUUUACCUCAUUUUGUAUGUUGGCAUGUCAUCUUAUUUUUGAAAGACAAUUAUCAUGCUAAAGAAUAAAGCCAUAUUCUAAUUCACAUUCUGCUGAAAAAUACUACUUUGUUGUUAGGACAUAAGGAAGUUACAACAAGGUACCAAGGCCAGAGAAAUAAAAAUCAUUGUACACAAGACAUAAUAUUGUAAUGAAUUCAGCUACUUUUAAAAUUUAUUUGGAAACAGGUCCAUCUUUUUCCUUUCAACUAAAUCCAUCAUCAUUAUCAGGUAUGAGAAGAUUUAUAUGAAAGCUACCUAGAAAUGUUAAUACUUCCAGUCUGUAAUUUCUCUACAUUUAAUUGAUGUUCGCCACUCUCUGAUGAAACAAAAAUUGCAUCUUUUCUUCUGAAAUUUGUAUAUGGCAGUCUGAAGUAUAUGGCAGUAACUCAUAUCAACUCAUAGUUUCACUGCAACAACAGGUUCCUGCAAAUGAAUGCUAUUGGCACUAGUAAAAUGGGUUUGUGGUCGUUUGUUAGUCAAAUCGUCACUGAUUGGCUGACAGUAGAAAGAAGAGUGUUCUCUUGACUAGAAUCGCUUGGUGUUUAAUCACUAAAAUUAGCUUAUUUAUAAAGCCUGCCUCGCACUAAUUGCUAAUUUGUGAAGAUUGUACAGUUUUUGAUAAUCGUUGCAUUUCAGUGAUUUAGUCAUAAUGUCAAUUCGAUUUGAUUAAGAUGUUUUUCAGAUCCAGAGCUUAAACUGUGACUUUUCCAAAAAGGUCGAACAGGUACUUAACAGGAAAGACAGGAAAGAACAUUGAUUGCUGCCUGUUAUUGUCGAAUCAUCCAACUGUUCACUCCAUGAACUGGGGUUAUCUUCCAACUAAGACUCAUUUCCAGUGUGUAAAAUUAAAAAUUCCAGUGCGCAGUUGUUUUUAUUGUAAUUAUAAUAAAAAGUUUCGUAUUUA